AUGGAUGCCGCCCCCACGGCCCCUACGGCCGACGCGCCGAUGCACGACCGGCCUCCGUCGGACGGCUCUCCGGCCUCUCCGGCCGCUGCCGCCCGCGCUGCUGCCGAUCCGGUCCCCUUCACGCUCAGCGAUAUCCGCACAAGCAACGACAACUUCGAGGUCGCCGGCUUUGGCCAGGAUGAGGUGCGAGCCAUGAUGCUCGACUCAGCGUGCACCAAGUCGCUCACAUUCCCCGCGGAGGACGAUAGCUCCCUCGACGACAUCCCUUCAUCGACGGACGCCUUCACCGCCGCCGGCCCUGGGCCAUCCAUCGCGGCCUCCGACUGGCUGCCGCAGCUCACACCCUAA
Molecule: messenger RNA, 348 nt
Organism: Emiliania huxleyi CCMP1516
Lineage: Eukaryota; Haptophyta; Isochrysidales; Noelaerhabdaceae
Exons: 3
Coding region: 1-348 (115 amino acids)
Source: RefSeq, a predicted model, not a curated record